CCAUCACUGGCUUGUCUCUUGCCUGCUUCACAUCAGACUCUGCCCUUUAACUUUCCCAACCGGAAGUCGCCUGUCCGCCAUGUUGGUACUCCCAAAUCGCAUGUGCGGAAGUGCUGCACUGUCUUUGUAGUGAAUGCUGCUGCUUCUAAGAAGGGGGUAAGCUGAUCAAAGAAUUGCGGACCUUUAAGGUAUUGUUUGAUUUUUUUAAUAUCUAUUUUACUGCCUUUAUAACGUAUAGAGGCAAUAUGUGUAGAUAUCCUUAAUGUCUCUAUAAAGUUACUGCAUAUAUCCUGCAUUGUAUAUUCUUAUGCAUAAACUAAAGUGGUAAUAUAUCAAAUUGUCAUCUUCAGUGAAGCUUUAAACAAGCUAUGCUUUGGUUACUAGACUAUGGUUCUAUUCACAUUGUUAUUUGGAUGUUUGUGGUGCAUUGUUAUACAUAAUUAGAGGCAAUAUAAUAGUCCAGGCUUUUCAGUAAACUGGGCUUCUGGUUUGUUGCUGCCCACCGUUCUGUCAUUUACUGCCCUUUGGGCUAUAUCCGGGUCAUGUACUAAAGUGACUUUUAAAUGAAAGCUUUAUUCCUGGCACUAAAUUUCCCUUGCACACUCCCUGCCGUGGUCAUUAGAAGGUUAAAAAAACGACGUCUCUUGGCGCUGGUUUGCAGCUCCUCCUUCUCCAACGAGCAAAUGCUGCGCACGCAUUAGACCUCACUACAGGAAAGCAUUGAAUCAGUGUGUUCCUAUGGGGGAAAAUCUGUCCGUUUGGAUGCAGGAAGUGCCUCCAGUGGCUGUCUGGUAGACAGCCACUGUGGGCAGACUUAGUGCUGCAAUGUAAACAUUGCCUUUCUCUGGAACUGCAAUGUUUUGCAUUGCAACACUAAGUGCAAUAGGGCCAUUGCACACAGACCACUUCAAUUAUCUGAUUACGUACCUUGUUUCUAGUGCCAAGACUCCUUCACUGCAGCCGACCACUCCACCUUGUGGAUGUCAGCAUGUCUGCCGAUUUCUUCCACAAUCUACUCCAAUCCAAUGCUUCUCAUAGAGACGCAUAGAAUUAAGAUACACAUGCACAUCGAAACGCUGUACUCUAAUCAAAUGCUGUAAUAGGCAGCAUUUUAUUUCAGGGCCGAGUUUCACUUUGUCUUUGAGGAGGUAGUAUUUCCAGUGCUGUCAGGAAAAUGGGCAAUAGAGGUUAAUUUACCUCUGCAAUGUACGCAUUGAAAGUUCUAAAACUACAGUGUUUUACAUUGCAGGGUGAAAAUCACAGGACGACUGCACCCAGACCACUUCAUAAGAUGAAGUGAUGGUCUGGGUGUCUUUAGCGGUCCUUUCAUUUCAAUUCCUAAACAACUGCUGUGUUGGACCAGAACCCAAAAGAGAGCCUUCUGAUGUACAUUGUGCAAAUGAAUGGGUCAAAGGUAACAUUUUGUUUUCUUAUUUACUUUUUUGCCUAGUAAUAUGGCAGGCAAAACAUUUGUAUGCAUGUGUUUAGAUAUAUUUACACCCACCACAAAAUAAAAAUUAAAGUGCUUAGGGGAAAUAGUACAGCGGAAACUUGUCAGAAUUUCGGAUCCGGAUUGCCCUUUUGGGAGGGAUCAGUCUGAUAUGCAAAUCGUAUAGGUUCUCUCUGUAAAGUAAACAAAACCAUUUUUGAGAACUGAGGGGGAAUAACUGAAGGGCAAGCUAUUGAGGUUUAUCUGAGUAUUUGCCUGUUCUCACGUUUCUCAUAUUCUCAGCUUUUGUUACAAUGCAUUAACUUGGGUUCUCCCUAAGUCUAAAGGGUAAUCCUGACGAGUAUCCCGUGCUCACUGUGCCUACAGGGAUAUCGGCUACACCUCACUUAUGAGAUUUAAAGAAGGACAAAACAAUCAACCAGUGUUUUUGUUGCAAAUAGUUUCCUUUGAACCUGAAAAUAUACAUAUACAUUGCUCUAUCAUGCCAGGUGCUGCACCUUGCCAUCUUUUCUUCCACACCCUCAUAGCUUACUCCAUCACCCGUCCACCCCUCACUUCACUGUCCACUGGUUUUCCCCUUUAUAUUUUCCUAUUCUACUCCAGCUCCUCUUCCCAGACAUCUUGUGGUGAUGAAAGUGAACUUUAGGAGGCUGAAGUAGCAAAAUGCUUGCAUAGUAGCGCUUUAUAGGCAAGCAUACAGAAUAAAAUGGUAAUUCAAUAAUCAUAAAAUACAAGUAAAUGCUUGGUCUAUAAGCAUUUGAGCUUUCUUUACUUUCAUUCACAGUUCUAAUAGACACUUUAUGAAUCGCCCAAACAUACUUACGAGGAAAUGAAUUAAUGCUUCUCCAAAUACUGCGAUUGAUAACAUUCCAAACCGUUACACGCUGAAGAAUGUUGCUCGACUAAUAUAUCUUUUAUCUGUUAAUAAACAUCUGCAUUUUAGAGGUAUCAUUUUAUUUCUGCACUACAUAAAAAUCAUCAAAUAAGCUGGAUAACCAAAGUUUUUUGUGUUCCGGUGUUUUACAGCUUUGAUUCAUCCACAGAGUCCUGGAUCUUAAGCAGUCUGGUUAGAGAGAUUUACCGUACAGAUGGCCACAUACAGUCUUGCAAAUGAGAGACUGCGUGUCUUAGAGGAGAUUGAGAGGGAAAUUUCCGCCAUCUUGAUGAGUGCAGGUAUUGAGUUGGUUGUGGGUGGUGUUCUAUGUUAUUGUGUUGAGGCAAACAAUUUGGGGUUGUAGCAUACACUAAAUGCUAAACGCUGUUUGCCAUCUGUCCUUAUUUCAAAGGAAAUGUCAUUUUGGAACUUUCCAAGGAGAAGCCAAACGAGCGUGUUCUUGACCGUCAAGCAUCUCAGUUUACAGCCUCUGUCCAGAAAGUGGAAUCUGAAUUGUCUGGACAAAUUCGCUACCUUACUCAGGUAGGACCUUUCAGGGGUUAAAUAUACUGGAGCUGUGCUCUGUAAGGAAAAAACAAAUGUAGGACAGAGAGGGGAAAGGGGGGAGAUCUUAUGUUUAUUUGCUUUGAACAUAAAAGUAAAAUUUCAAACUUCACUGCAAAUACAACAUAUUGAAACAAUAUGUGUUGAGAAACAUUAAAAUAGAGUGGGCCUUUGAAAGAAAAAAAACAUACACACAUCUGUGUCCUAAGUGACUGGUGUAUGUGAAGUCUUCUACUUUUAAAGUGUUUUUUUGUAAUUUUUAUGGUUCGUUGUUGUUGCAGGAAUCCGCACACAUGCAAAUAUCGAUGAAACGCUAGUAUUCUCUAUGAUCUCAAAAUCAACACAGCAUAACAGCUAUGCAAGAUAACUAAUGAGUAGUUUCCUUUUUUGAAGAGUGAUCUGGAAGAUCAUUUCAUUCCAAAUAUUACUAUUUUUUUAGAAUAUAAGUCAGGGGUGUUAAGCUUUGCUCCUUGCAGCUUUUAAAUCCUGUCUCCUCUAAUUUAGCUGUUUGUUGUCAGAGGUUUUGUGAAAUGCAGUCAAUGAUAUGUUUAGCCUUUUUGUUAACCUAGACUCUUACUGACUUUUCCCCUCACAAUAUAAUAACAUGCCAGAAGUUAAACAAGUCUCUUGUUGAUGUAAAUGCAAGUUGUAUGUUUGGUUAGCUGUGUAUGUGACUGGAAAAGUAAUGCAUGUGUUUAGGGAAGCAGGGGUACCUGUGGAUAAACAAAUGCUGUUAAUGCAACACCCAGCAUCAUUUAAAGGAACACUGUAGGGUCAGAAAUACAAAUGUUGUAUUCCUUUCCCUAAAGUGUUAAACCAUGUUAGCCUCCUUUUCCUAUGGGAAAGCAUUUGAUCGGCUGAGAUCAUCCAUUUUAAUGAUCUCAGCCAAAGAAGGCAGAUCGGGGCGGAAAAAGCACCAGCAUAACCGCUCGGUGCUGAGAAAAAAAGGUAUGUUUUCUGAUCAAUUCUGAUGAUCUCAGCCAACUAGGCUGGGUGGGGGCGCAGCCAGACCACCCUCUGGCCAGACAACCUCUCCUCAUAGAGAUGCAUUGAAUCAAUGUCUCUCUGCAUGGAGAUGCUGAAUUUUCCUUAUAGAGCGGGAAGAUGCUGCACAUUGUGCAGCACUGACCCAGAAAUUAUGUCUAGUAGCUGUCUCAGUGACUGCCACUGGAGGUGUUCCAAGGGAGCAAUGUAAACACUGCCUUUUCUCUAAAAAGACCUGUGUUUAAAGUAAAAUGCCUGCAGGGACAGGCUAUAGACAUCAGAAAACUACAUUAACCCCUUAAGGACCAAACUUCUGGAAUAAAAGGGAAUCAUGACAUGUCACACAUGUCAUGUGUCCUUAAGGGGUUAAGCUGUAGUUGUGGUGACUAUAGUGUCUCUUUAAAAUAUUCGUACUAAGUAAAGUCUUCUUAAAUGUUUUCAACUGGUCUGGAAUUGCUGGAUUUACCAUAUUUAUAUGUACUGAGCUCCAAAUGUCUCUUGAUUGACUUAUUUAUAUAAUUUUAUUUCUUAUUGAUCUAAAGGUAGCUACCGGGCAGCCACACGAAGGCUCAAGUUACAGUGCUCGAAAGGAUGGCACAAUGGCUCUCAACAGGAUUGACUACGCCAGGGUCAAGCUGGCAGAACUGAGCAGGACUUGUGAGCAGAUGUUAGAGCAACCCUAAGAAAAAAAAACCUAGCUUUGCCUAUUCACGUUCGGAUAAACAGGAUAUUAUAGAGGGUGGUUUACAAAAGUUUCACUAGGAAAAAAACAUGGCAAUAUUGUGAAAGUAAAGCUAUCACCAUGGGAAUCAAAUAGUCGCAAAGGGACGUUCCAUUGAUUAUUUUCAUAGUGAUCACUCCACUUUUGGAACUUUCCCCCAAUUUACUGUUGGCUACUUUAAAUAACCAUCUUUCUGCCUUGUAAAACAUAAACAGACUGAUUAAAGCCACUUUCUUUUAUAAAGAACAGGAUAUCUGUAACCUUCUAAAUAGCAUAUUUGUGUUAUUUAGAAACGUGAACAACAUUUUAAUUUCCUGUGUUUUUUGUUUGUUUUUUUGUUUUUUUAUUACAACUGUAACAAGUUCUUAUUGUAAAUAAAUUUGUCAUUUUGAAUUUGUUACCUCAUAUUGUUUUGUUAUUUGGUACCUCGUGUUUUGCCUGUCCUCUCCUGGGCACCUAAUUGGUUUCUCUCUUUAAUCCUUAAUCUCUUUUUAUUAUGAGGAUAAUAUAAAUUCUAUUACUAAAGGAAGAUGGUUUAUAUUGUGUCAGGACACAAAUGGUUCAUAUCUGAAUCUAAAGAUUCCAUCCACCAAAAUAAAUAAUACCUUUCUGCUGCCAUGGGGGGUGGGGAGGGGAGGAGUGGGUCUCAUGUACUUGUGUGUGGUUGGACCAGAACUGUGCUUGUGAAAAGUACGGGAACUCCUUAACGUGCCAGGGUAGUAGAUUGUAACGUGUAAGUGGGUUGCCCCAAUAAGCAUGCCUGUGUUAAUCCUAAAAAGGAAAAGGUUUGAAAUGAGUCCAGGAACUAACAUUUAAACUGAAAUAAAAAAAAUAGAACUGUUUCGUGGGAAGUCUCUGUAAGCCUCAGGAUGGCAAGAGACUCUCAGUCCCGUUAUACUACUUCCUCUCCGGGUGAGAGUGCGAUCAAUCAGGUUACGGCUCUGUCAGGUGGUGUAAGCAUUGCGGCUCGAGAUGUAAAUUCCCGGAUCCGUGCUGGGUCUAAUUUGAACAGGCCAGGUCCAGCAGCUCUUGAUGCCCUGUGGAGGCCCAAGUUGCGUAGAUGAUUCUCGAGUUCCUGGUAGGUAAUCGCUCUGUAGUUUCUCCCCUGAGCCAUGAAGAGAAGGGGCCUUGGCAGCCCCCAUCUGCAUGAGAUACAUCCCGUUCGCAGUGUCAAUACUAGAGGCUUCAGGGAUCUGUGCCAUCUCAAGGUGUGUCGUGAGAUCAGGAAAAAACUGUUAGUUGGAGCCAUCAAAAGUAAUUUGGGACUUCCCCCGCACAGCUGCUUGAAGUUGGGCCUUGUCCUGCAGGAAUUGGAAGCAGACGAUUAGGUCCUGUGUUGCAGAGGGUGACAUCCCUGUUGGUUUGGGCAGACGGAACAUCCAGUUUUAUUGUCUUGGCCUGCUUCAGUGGUAGGUAUGCAGCAAGGAAUCUCCGAAUUAAGUGGGGUAUGUCAGCCAUUCCAAUGGUCUUUGGGAUGCCCCUAAUCUUGGUACUGUAUUUAUGACUGUGAUUUUCCAGGGCGUCUGCUCUGUUUGCGGUGGUCAGUUGUUGCUGCAGGAGUUCUUCCAGCUUGUGUUCCACUGUGGAGAACCUGGUAUUGUGGGCGCUAUGUGAGGGCCCCAGCUGGGUGAGUUUUGUGGACACUCCUUCCAUAGUCUUUUUGAGUUGAGCCAUGUCCGCCGAGAUAUUCGUGCUGAGUUCAGCCAACAUUAGUUUUGAGCAGUGUUGCGGUGACCAGAUUCCUGUCCUCAGUCGGUGGGGGUCCAGGUCCUAUUGUUUGACUCUGCUCUCGGUUCUAGUGAGAAAUCCUCUGAGGAGUAUGAGGCUUCGUCUUCAAGGAGCGCUAUUUUGUCCCAUGCGGCCUUCUGAGAAUUGCAGAACAAGUCUCCAAUACCUCUGCCCUUCUAUCGGCACUUCUUUUUAAUUUUUCCAUCCCAUGGCUUGUCAGCUGUUGAAAUAGAUGUGGAUGGCACAGGUGGGUAUAUAUUUUUUUUUUUCCUCCAAAACUGGUCUUUUUUAGGCAAUUCUUCACAGAGCAGAUAAGAAGUGCAACUGCUCUGGAACUCGGCAAGCUGCACCUCCCACUUUUCUUACUUUUUAUCUGUC
Molecule: messenger RNA, 6699 nt
Organism: Pelobates cultripes (western spadefoot toad)
Lineage: Eukaryota; Metazoa; Chordata; Amphibia; Anura; Pelobatidae
Source: the annotation of a GenBank genome assembly